This is a messenger RNA of Mytilinidion resinicola, 327 nucleotides long. RefSeq names its product S-adenosyl-L-methionine-dependent methyltransferase. Lineage: Eukaryota; Fungi; Ascomycota; Dothideomycetes; Mytilinidiales; Mytilinidiaceae. The transcript has a single exon. The record is from RefSeq and is a predicted model, not a curated record. The annotation marks the transcript as partial.
GUCGGCGCCGGUACCGGUGGCACCACCAGAGCCGCAUUUCGUGCAAUCGGAGAGUACGCGAAACAACGAGGUUCCGUAGCAGAUCGGGUUCACUAUACAUAUACCGACAUCUCGGCCGGCUUCUUCAAAGAAGCAAAGGCGCGAUUCAAAGACUUCGCCUCAAUGAUGACAUUCCAGAAACUGGACAUGGAGACACUGCCAUCGAAACAAAACUUCAAGGUCGGAACCUACGACCUAAUAAUCGCGAGCCAGUGUUUGCACGCCACGAAGAACAUGACGCGCACGAUGGAGCACGCUCGCGAGUUACUAAGGCCAGGCGGAAAGGUG